AUGCAGCAGCACCUGAUGCAGAUGCAGCCCAUGAUGGCAGCCUAUUACGCCAACAACGACACUACUGAUCACAUUCAACAGUAUUUGGACGAGAACAAGUCCUUGAUUUUGAAGAUUGUUGAGAGCCAAAAUUCAGGGAAACUGGGCGAAUGUGCAGAGAACCAAGCAAGGCUACAGCGAAACCUCAUGUAUUUGGCUGCAAUUGCUGAUUCUCAACCCCAAACACCUACCCUGCAUCCUCAGUAUGCUUCCAGUGGCGUAGUACAACCUGGAGCACACUACAUGCAGCAUCAACAAGCUCAGCAGCUGACACCACAAUCGGUCAUGGCUGCACGAUCACCCAUGUUGUACACUCAACAGCCAUACCUGCAACAACAGCAAGCCUUGCAUAGCCAACUCGGUAUGAGCUCUGGUAGUGCUGGACUUCACUUGCUGCAAAGUGAGGGUGCCAAUGCUGGGGGCAGUGGGGCACUUGGAGUCGGAGCUUAUUCUGAUUUUAGUCGUGGCUAUUCUGGAGAAGGAUUGCACAUUGGCAGUAGGGGAAUGCCAGGAGGGAGCAAGCAAGACAUUGGAUCUAGCGAGGGCAGAGGUGGGAGCUCUGGUGGCCAGGGUGGUGAUGGUGGUGAAACACUCUAUCCGAAAGGAGGCGAUGACGGUAAUUGAGAGGUAAGAAUGAUGUAGGAAAGGUUAGUGAAGAAGCUGAAUUCCGAAAAAAGAAGAAGUAAGGAAAAUGAUCAAAGCACGCAAGCUACUUUACAUCCAAUGAAAAAUGUUGUAUGGAAACAAUAGUCAGGGCUCUCCUUCCGGCCUGUGGCUUGGUUGUUUUUUGUUUUCUUUGUUGAGACAAUGCAUCUUGUGGUAGUGUAUCUUGUAAAUAUUUAGGUCAAGUUCUGAUCUGAUUUGAUUUUAGUCGGUUUUAUGUUCCAAAAUCAUAUUUCUAGUGCAUGUUUUAGGCCUACAUUGAAGGCUUGUGGGUUGUAAAUGGAAUUGUUAUAGCUAGGGUUUGUUGUCAUGAGCAUGCAUGUAUGUGGAAUUCAAUUAAUAUGUUUGAUGGUUCUGUGCUGCUGGUACAGCUUGAAAUUGAAAACCUUGGU
Messenger RNA from Tripterygium wilfordii, 1094 nucleotides. RefSeq names its product GRF1-interacting factor 1-like. Gene Ontology annotation, molecular function: transcription coactivator activity. Gene Ontology annotation, biological process: leaf development; cell population proliferation; positive regulation of transcription by RNA polymerase II. Gene Ontology annotation, cellular component: nucleus. The coding region runs from base 1 to 663 and encodes 220 amino acids. The record is from RefSeq and is a predicted model, not a curated record. Lineage: Eukaryota; Viridiplantae; Streptophyta; Magnoliopsida; Celastrales; Celastraceae. The transcript is spliced from 4 exons.